CCUUUGAACGAAACAUCCUCAAAUACCCAAAACCUCAAGAACGAUCCAUCAAUGACUAUUCUUCUCCUUCCUCACCACAAAAGGGAUUCCUCUGGCCAUUCCUUCUCUGUCGUGAACCUCUCCGAUGACGUCAUUUCCUCUGACGUUUCUUCUUCCUCCGUCUCACACAGACUCCCACGAAAGAUGUCAUUGGUGAACGCGUCGCACGCUUCCUCCGUCUCACCUCCUCCGUCUCAUCCUCGGUUACUUCCCCGCUCAUGAAGAUUGUCCUCAUCGCGAAUCUUGAUCUCGGCGUCGCCGAUGAUAACCUGAGGACGGUUUAUCCUCGUGGAGUUAAGUCGCGUUACUCUCUUGGAAUCAAGAUAGAGGGUUACGUCAACAGCGACGAAGGGGACGAGGAACAAUGUGAGGACGAGUACGAUGAUGAACAUUAUGAUGAGGUGAUAUCAAGAACCGUGAAGGUAAAGAGAGACAGAAUUAGGAAGCGUGGGACGAAAGAGUUCACGAAGCGUGGGUGCGUCUACUGCAAGUACGGGCUCGGCAUCAGAUUCAGGUGCUGAAUGAUGUUUUCGAUUUCUGUAAAUAU
This is a messenger RNA of Brassica oleracea var. oleracea, 586 nucleotides long. RefSeq lists its product as uncharacterized. The transcript has a single exon. The coding region runs from base 258 to 560 and encodes 100 amino acids. The record is from RefSeq and is a predicted model, not a curated record. Lineage: Eukaryota; Viridiplantae; Streptophyta; Magnoliopsida; Brassicales; Brassicaceae.